AUGGUGAAACAAAUCAAAAUCGAACAGCCGUUUUUAAACUUCCGUGGAAGAUUGAGCGAAGGUGUCACCUACAACCCAGCCAACAACACGCUUCUCUGGGUGGAUAUUAUUGCCGGGGAGGUCCAUCGGGUGAAACUUCUUGAAGGAGAUGACUACACCCCAGAGCAGCUCACUACAGUGGCUGCCACCCACGAAGUGGUGAAGGUCCCCGACAGUGUGGGUGUCAUUGGACUAACCAAGGACAAAGAUGUUUACAUUGCUGGGUGCCAGUUUGGCUAUGGCUUUGUCAGCUUUGUCACUGGCGAGUUUGUAUAUAGAAAGCGAUAUGCCAACGCCCUGGCCACGUUGAGAUCCAACGACGGCACCGUUGACCCUCAGGGAAACUUCUGGGUGGGGACCAUGAGUGACUUCAGUGUUGGGUCUGUGAAGCCAGAGGGGUCGUUGUAUCGCAUCAAUACCAAUGGCUCCAUCGAUGAAGUUUUUUCUGAAUGUCUCAUUCCCAACGGGAUGGCUUUCUCCGGUUCUACGCUCACCUGGAUCGACAGCUUGACAUUUACGAUCUGGAAGUUUGACUAUAACCUGGAAACUGGAGAGGUAUCCAACAAGAGACCACACAUUGAGAUUAAGAAGGUUCUUCCGGACUUGAAUUCUCCCGAACCGGAUGGGAUGACGAUGUUGCCGGACGGCUCAAUCUAUGUCGCCGUCUGGUCGUCGUCCAGAGUACUCCAUUUUGACCCGGAGGGGAAACUUGUGACGGAAUUUGUGUUUCCAGCAGAAAGAAUCAGCUGUGUGACGUUUGGAGGGACUUCUGGCGACGAGAUGUUUGUCACCACCGCCAACCAGCACUUGGACGACGUGACCAGGUUGGACGAAGUUGAGGACUUUGGGGGUUCAAUUUUCAGAGUCAAGGUUCCGGGAGUCAAGUCGACACCAAAGAGCAUCUGGCAAGGGAGCCUUGAAUGA
Molecule: messenger RNA, 963 nt
Organism: Babjeviella inositovora NRRL Y-12698
Lineage: Eukaryota; Fungi; Ascomycota; Pichiomycetes; Serinales
Product: SMP-30/gluconolactonase/LRE family protein
Exons: 2
Coding region: 1-963 (320 amino acids)
Biological process (GO): L-ascorbic acid biosynthetic process
Molecular function (GO): calcium ion binding; gluconolactonase activity
Source: RefSeq, a predicted model, not a curated record